Messenger RNA from Phaedon cochleariae (mustard beetle), 597 nucleotides. NCBI's taxonomy places the organism in Eukaryota, Metazoa, Arthropoda, Insecta, Coleoptera, Chrysomelidae. The record is from the annotation of a GenBank genome assembly.
AAUAAUUUGCAACUAUUACGGGAAGAUUCUAUCAACUCGAUGCAUAAAUUUAGUGUAUUUAUUGUUGCGUGUCUGAUUGCUUUCGCAAUUGGAGAGAAAUAUACAACUAAAUAUGAUAACAUUGAUAUAGAUGAAAUAUUGAAAAGUGAAAGGCUGCUGAAAAAUUAUGUUGAUUGUCUGAUGGACAGAGGGAAUUGUACCCCUGAUGGCAAAGAGCUCAAAGAUAAACUUGCUGAUGCUAUGAAAUCCGAAUGCAGCAAAUGUAGUGAUAAGCAAAGAGAAGGGAGUAAGAAAGUUCUUCAGUUUUUAUUGAAGAAUAAGAGGGCUACUUUUGAUGAAAUAGAAUCCAAGUAUGAUCCAGAUGGGCUCUACCUGAAAAAAUACAAAGAUAAGUUAGCCGAAGAAGGAAUUGUCGUUUAAAAUUUUCUAAAGUUGCUCUACAUUAAUGAUUAUUGUGAAUAUUUAUCAACUUAUACAGGUAUGUGAUUCGUUGAAUUCUCUUGAACCAAAUAAAUAAUGUGAUGUUAGAAGUAAGAUUUUUCUUAACACUCACAGUGUACAGGCUACCGCACGAGACUCAAGAUAACAGUGUAGUAA